Messenger RNA from Acyrthosiphon pisum (pea aphid), 1711 nucleotides. RefSeq names its product sodium-independent sulfate anion transporter. Gene Ontology annotation, biological process: sulfate transmembrane transport. The record is from RefSeq and is a predicted model, not a curated record. Gene Ontology annotation, molecular function: secondary active sulfate transmembrane transporter activity. Lineage: Eukaryota; Metazoa; Arthropoda; Insecta; Hemiptera; Aphididae. Gene Ontology annotation, cellular component: membrane.
AAUAUACUCCUCUGGAACACAUGAUUAUAGUUGGUCAGUUAUAUAACAUACGGCAAUAUUUAUAUUUUUUUGUAACAUCUAUACAAUAAUAAAUACCUUUUUUUUUUCACUUUUCAGGCAUUGAUAACAAAUGGUUCGUCGUCGUUAAACUUGGUUUAAUCGUUUUACCUUAUCUUACCACCUUUCCUAAUUGAUAACAAUUUACGCCCAUACAACUUAAUUAAUCUAUGACUAAUAAAUGGUAGGUACAUUACUGACUACCAAUUUACGGACUGAUUUUAAUUUGAUAUUAUGAAAAAAAAAUGUUCACUAAUGUUUCAGUCGACACAAUGCCAGUGUACCGUAGUGUAGUUUCAUUUAAAGUUAAAGCGGUCAUUAUUAUUUUUUAUUAUUAUUAGUAUUUAAUGUAUACUAGCUGUUAACUAAAAUAUUGUUCAGUGUUUUUUUAUUCUUUGCGUGUGCAUGUGACAUUAUGCAUUAUCAUAAUCGAUAAGAGUUCAACCACUGCAGUAAAAUUAUAAAUAUUAAAAAAACGCGAUCGCCUAUAUAAACGUCUGUAAAAUGUAUUUAUUCAUAACGUUGUAUAUAAGAAUCUAUAUUACAUUGAAAAAAGCCGACUGUUUACACCAAUCACGUGUCUCAUCCAUAUAGUGUUACAGCCCUGAGAUCUGGGUGCAGCUGUAACUGCACCGCACCACCAGCGAACGUAGGUACAGCGAUCGAUUGAUGAUCGACAAGCAGUGAAUCGCCACGCUGAGGACAUAACACGCCAUCAUUAUGGUGCACACGGGGUCUUGUGGCGACCGUCUCCAUGACAUAUUGGUCGGAUAUUUGCCGAUACUGACAUGGAUGCCAAAGUACAAGAAGUCGGACUUGCUGUACGACGCCGUGUCGGGUAUCACUGUAGCGCUCACGCUGAUGCCUCAAUCUAUAGCAUACGCGUCGCUGGCGGGACUGGACCCACUCUUUGGACUGUAUGCUGCAUGCUUCGGUAGCGUGAUGUACAUAAUAUUUGGAUCAGUACGUCAAAUUACUAUUGGCCCUGCGUCCGUUGUUGCGUUCCUCACUUUCAACUACGUCAAUCCAGCGUUACCAACUACAGCGGUAAUUCUCUGUUUUGUGUCUGGAAUUGUCGAGCUCAUAUGUGGACUUUUCCGCUUAGGAUUCGUCGUGGAAUUCGUAUCGAUGCCGGUGACAGGCGGAUUUACAUCAGCCGCGGCUAUUAUUAUGGCUUCCUCACAAUUAAGAGGAUUGUUCGGCAUUUCUUAUGACGCAAAAAACUGCAUGGAAAUGUGGAUAAAGUUUGUUGAACACAUUGAACAUUUUCGAUUAGCAGACACCGCUAUGGGACUAUUAUGUAUUUUCGUGCUGAUAGGAUUGAAGAGCUUAAAAUCCAUAAAAGUCAAUGCUAAAGGAAUAAAAGCAAAAUCUUAUUCGGUAAUAUUGUUUUUAUUGACCACCGGAAGCAAUGUUCUCGUGGUCAUCGUAUCGUCGAUAAUCGCAUAUUUUUCAAUCAGACAAGGCCAGUCACCAUUAGUAUUGACAGGUACCAUAGCUAGUGGCAUACCACAAUUUAGGCUUCCGUUUUUGGACUACGAAGACGAAGACGAGAAGUUUACCUUUUUCGAAGGACUGUCCAGGUUAUGGCCUGGAGCGAUAGUUGUGCCGUUGGUGUCAAUUUUGAGCACAGUGUCGGUCGCUAAAGCAUUCA